Myxocyprinus asiaticus (Chinese sucker) is the source of this 4697-nucleotide messenger RNA. RefSeq names its product cytohesin 3b (gene cyth3b). Gene Ontology annotation, molecular function: guanyl-nucleotide exchange factor activity. Lineage: Eukaryota; Metazoa; Chordata; Actinopteri; Cypriniformes; Catostomidae. Gene Ontology annotation, biological process: regulation of ARF protein signal transduction. The record is from RefSeq and is a predicted model, not a curated record. The coding region runs from base 243 to 1427 and encodes 394 amino acids. The transcript is spliced from 13 exons.
UGGAGCGCUGUUUCGGCUGGAUGUUAUUGAUCCACGCUAGUGAAUAAACGGAGAAGCGCGUUACACUUUUGGGAUUGGGAUUAAAAAGAGAAUCGAGAGAAUAUAUCAGUUUACACCGUUUACUCCAGAUAAAACAGGACGCGUCUGUAUAAGCAGCAUAUACAAGCCUCAUUAUAAAGAAUAUUUCUGUCUGGAGCGGGUUCACAUCACAACAUUACUGUGUUUUACAUUUAUCUGCAGAUAUGGACGAGGACAAUCAAGUACCUGAAGACCUGUCCAUAGAGGAGAGAGAUGAACUGACAAACAUACGACGCAGGAAAAAAGAACUGCUUGAUGAUAUUGAGCGGCUGAAGUUUGAGAUUGCUGAAGUGAUGACAGAAAUCGAGCAGCUCACGUGUGUUGGCGAGAGCAAAACAACACAAAGAAACAAACAAAUUGCCAUGGGACGAAAAAAAUUCAACAUGGACCCCAAAAAAGGGAUCCAGUUUCUGCUUGAGAAUGACCUCCUGCAGCAGACCCCUGAAGACAUCGCUCAGUUCCUCUAUAAAGGAGAGGGCUUGAACAAAACUGUUAUUGGGGAUUACUUAGGGGAACGGGAUGAUUUCAACAUCAAAGUGCUCCAGGCUUUUGUAGAGCUCCAUGAAUUUGCUGACCUCAACCUUGUUCAGGCGUUACGACAGUUUCUCUGGAGUUUCAGGCUUCCUGGUGAAGCGCAGAAGAUCGACAGAAUGAUGGAGGCGUUUGCGUCACGGUACUGCCAGUGCAACCCUGGAGUCUUUCAGUCCACAGACACAUGUUAUGUCCUGUCCUUCGCCAUCAUCAUGUUGAACACCAGUCUUCACAACCCAAACGUCAGAGACAAACCUGCUGUUGAGCGAUUCAUCUCUAUGAACAGAGGCAUUAAUGAUGGAGGAGACCUGCCAGAAGACUUGCUCAGGAACCUGUAUGAGAGCAUCAAGAGUGAACCUUUCAAAAUCCCUGAAGAUGAUGGCAAUGACCUGACACACACUUUCUUCAACCCUGACAGAGAGGGCUGGCUGCUUAAGUUAGGUGGACGGGUAAAAACUUGGAAGAGGAGGUGGUUUAUUCUGACAGACAACUGCUUGUACUAUUUUGAGUACACAACAGACAAGGAACCUCGUGGAAUAAUCCCUCUGGAGAAUCUCAGCAUUAGAGAGGUGGAGGAACCCCGUAAACCUAACUGCUUUGAGCUGUACAACCCCAACCAUAAAGGACAGGUGAUAAAGGCAUGUAAGACCGAGGCGGAUGGACGGGUUGUGGAGGGGAACCAUGUGGUCUACAGGAUAUCAGCACCAACACCAGAGGAGAAGGAGGAGUGGAUCAAAUCCAUAAAAGCGAGUAUCAGCAGAGACCCCUUCUACGACAUGCUGGCCACCAGGAAGAGACGCAUCGCCAACAAGAAGUGAAAUCUGCGUCCAAACCCCAUACACACACAAACACACUGCCUUCUGGGACAGCCUUUGUGUGAGUGUUUCUGACGUUUUAAAGGAGCAUUCUAAUGAAUUCAAUGUUUAUAGUUCCUUUCUUGUGUUUCUAUUCAUAUAAAAACAGCUGUCAUGAUCUGUUUGAAUUUGCAUGGAUGUCGGUUUGUAUACCAGGGCGGCUCACUUGAGAGUCCAAAGGAAGUUGUUUAAAGGCCAAAACAUACUCUACGCAAGAAUGUGAAUGCAGAAACUUUUAGCUACGCAAGCUUGAUUUUGUGCAUAGUUGCGCUCCAGAAUGUGUCAGACUGCAAUUCAUAACACAACGCAAGUACUUGUUGCAUUCAUUAGUGUUGCCACAAGGGGCGCUGUAGUGGACAUUAGUGUGAACUGUCCGCUUUUAUGGUGGGUUUUCUCUUUUAAGCCAACUACUGUCAGCAACAGUUUGUAGAGAAUAUUGCUGAGCUAGUAAGUUAAGUUAGUCAAUACAUUUAUAGCAACCUACCUUUUACAUAUGCUAGCAUAUGUGGACCGGGCAAGUGAUGUCAAUUUCAUCAUCAGCAGGUUGCACGAGCUCUGUACACACAUACAAUGUAUUAUUAGCGGGUCCACAAGGUGGCAAAACUCCCUGUUUGGCUAUUGCAAUAAACACUGGUGAACAACAGAAGACGAAGGUGGAAACAACAACAGUGGAUGUGCACAUCAAGAGCACAUGAGUGAGGAGGUUAGGAGAUACCUGCAUUUGUAUAAAUUCAGAUUGAAAGACCAUAAAGACAUUUUUAUGGGUCAAAACUCCUGAAGAGAAAUGGUCCAAUAUCUUAUAGCAGUCGUAGUGCGCAUGUGUCAAUCGGCUGUGUAUGUUUGCAUGGUCAAAUGGUAAAGCUAGAGCAUUUGACUAUACAUGUAAGCAUGUUCAACCAGACCAUGCGUUGUCAAUGUGUUCGCAUCUGCAUACAUGUACUUACGUAAAGUAUGUUUCUGGCCUAGAGGAAUAGUUCACCAAAAAUGAAAUUUUUGUCAUUAUUUACAAACCCUAACACAAAAGUAUACAUUUUUCAAGAAUUGUUACGCACCUUUUGCCACACACACACACAAAAAGCCACUUUUAAAUUUAUGAACAUGGGCUAAACGUGAACUUUGGGGAAGGGCAAUAUUAUUCGUGAAUAAUAACUUAACAUUGACGUCAUAUGACUUAAGGAAUAAAGACUUGGAAUAUAGUGCAUGAGUCAUAUGGAAUACUUCUGUGAUACUUUUUUUUUUUUUUUUGCUUUUUGGAGCUUGACAGUCCUGGUCCAUAUGAACUAUCAUUAUAUGUAAAAAAGCUGUGAAAAGAUUCUGAUGAGGGUGCGUACAUAAUUACAGAAUUGUCAUUUUUGGCUGUACUAUUCCUUUAAGAACUCUGACACCCUGUCUACACUGGACACAUCCAUUAACGCGACGGCUUGAGGCUUUUUACACUGGAAGCGUGGAAAUAAACUUUCUAAAUGACAUGCAGAAAGCUUGAGUAGACUUCAGCAACGGUUAAAUGGUGAAUAAUCUGUAUCUUUAUUUUCAGCAGAAAUGUUAUCACCAAUGGUAUAACUGGGCUGCACAAUGUAUCAAAAUCAUGAUACCGUCAUGUGAUUAUUAAACCGCAAAAGGCUGAUAAAAUGAAAUUAAUAGCCUACAUGGUCUAUGUGCACUUCAGGGUGAACGAUGCGCUGUUCUGCACGCAAAAACAACAACAACAAAAAAAGAAAGUAGUAUGCAUAAUAAUAAUAGUAAUAAUAAUAAUAAUAAUAAUAAUAAUAAUAAUAAUAAAAUAAAUAACUGUAUGAAUUAUACAAGGCAUAAUUACUUUAUGGAAACAAUAAAUAAAAAUAUAAAAAUGGGCUUUUUAUUUAGUUUGAACGCACGUACGGUUCAAGCCCCGCCCACAUCCGGUUAUAUCCAAUUACAGAUCCAGAUCAUUUUUGCCAUUGCAACAGGUACAGAUACAGAUAAUGGCUUCGCUGCACACCCCUACAGCAUAUACAUGUGGAUAGAAACCAAAGUUGAUUAAAUUAGUACAAUCAGCAACUUUACUGUAAUUUUUACUGUACACUGUAAAGAAAAUGUGAUUGCUAAUGCAGCGCACAUAAGCCCUUUUCACACAUACAGCCUUUCCCAGAAAAUGUACUGUAAUUUUCAUGUUUGAGGUCAUGUGUGAACACAACCUUUUUGAAAAUACUGGUAAAUUUGUUCUGGCAAUUUUCCUUAAUGAGAAGUUCUAUCAUAAGUACCUAUAAAUGUCCAUGUGUGAACAGCACAUGUGGUACAUUUACCAGUAAAGGCAACCCAACUAUUAUUUAACUAACUAAACAGAAACCAGGAGAAACAGCUCUCUACCAUUUUAAAACACAAACUCUUAUGUAUGUAUAUAAUCGUAAGUAACCGAAGAUAUUUAAAUAUGUAAUGAAUAAAACUCAAGGCAAAUAGAUUCACAUGGAAGGGAUAAUAAAUUGGCAGAAGUAGCUCUGCAGCUCGUCAACGAUGAACGCUUCCGGUGUAGACAGCAUGCAUAUUAGUGGGAGCCAUUGGCUUUGGAUGCGACGCGACGCUCGCGUCUGGUGUAGACAGUGCAUCACUUCAGAUGUCAGAUAGAAAAGCUAUCUAUUCCGAAUGAGACGUGAUCUAUUUACAAUCACUGACCAGCGGCCUGGCAGUGUGAUUAUACAGGGCUCUGAAACGGUAACCCGCCAUGACACCUGUGUGCAUGUGAUCACACAGUAAGCUUGAAUAAAUGUAAAUGAAUCUAAUGCUAAUACUAGGUGGCAGUCUGGAGUCAGCUGGACUGAUUUCAUGAGAAAUGACAAACAAAUGACAUACAGUAUAUAGUUUCAAUUUCUCAUGUACAUUAACCUUUCCGUUCUGAUUUUGAGUAUAAAAGACACUAUCUACUGUUACGGAUGAUGUUUUGAUGUGACAUGAAUGAAUUGCUUGCUUUUGUGUUCCCUUUACAAAAUAUAGUUAAAUAUCUUUUUGUAUUUAUUUUCUUUGUGAAAUGAUUUUAUUCUACUCUUAAUUGAUAUAGGUCUAAGUUAUGUGUAAAUACUGUAAACAUCUGUCUUAUUUUUUGUGUAAGUACAAUCUAUAGCAUAUAAAUCUACUGGUAAUUAUACAUCAUCUUUAAUGGUAGGGCUCUUUUGCUGAGAGGCCUUAAAAGCUAAUGUACUUAUGUCAGGGAAAAUUACCAUGUAAUUCUGGAAAUGCUUUUUUUUUUUUUUUUUUUCUAAA